This is a messenger RNA of Thlaspi arvense, 725 nucleotides long. The record is from the annotation of a GenBank genome assembly. NCBI's taxonomy places the organism in Eukaryota, Viridiplantae, Streptophyta, Magnoliopsida, Brassicales, Brassicaceae.
CGUUUUCAAGAUUCUUGGCUUUACAAAACCCACCAAGCCAAGUCACUGAUUCCCCCAACAUCAAUACAUAUAUGUAUUCACAUUCAAUUUUGUUUCUAAAGACCAACUUCUAGACAAUAUGGGGGGAUCAAUGGGCUUUCUCGGAAAAGGUGUACCACCGACGCAGAUGAUGAAUAUGGUAAUGGGUUCACUCUACAAACAAUUCACCCAAAAAGCUAUCAACAACUUCGACGAUUUCCACGUUGCUGUUUUAGACAUCUUUAACAACUUCAACUCGGCUUUACCAGGCCGACACUUCGAUUUCCCGACCCCGGAGGAAAUUAAGGCUUGUUUCACGCGGUGGAAAGGAGAGAGAGACGAAGAAGGGAAGAAAAAAGUGUUCAUAGAGUUCAUUACAAAGAAAGUGAAGCCAAGUAAACUAGAUGACGUCACUAUGAUCACCGGAAUAGUAUCUCCUCCGGCUGCUAUGGCGGCUAAGAGAGCGGGAGAGAAUGUUCCUCAGUUAAAACUAAUCAAACUUAUUCCUGAUGUUAUAUUCGUCCCUACGGUCACCAUUUUGGCCAUUGUCUCUGCCAAACUCUCAAGAAGAAUGUAUUUGAAAUAAUGUUUUACCUAACCAUUCUUCAUUCUCGUAUUUAUCCUUCUUUUUUUUCUCUCUUGAACAAGAGACUGCAUCACUGAAAAUUAGCAAUAUUCUGAGUUCAUUUUAUACAGAUGGAGAACAG